AUAACCCAAAAACGACAGAAAAACAGCAUUAGGAAUAUUCAUGGAAACUCCUUGUUCAGCAGCAACUCUAUCAUGGGAAGUUCUCAUCCUUGUGGCACAUCACCUUGACCCCAAAACCAUAGCAAUAGCUUCAUGCGUAUCAAAAUCAUGGUUACAUUCUAUGUCCUCUGAUCUUCUUUGGAAACCAAUCGUAACAACUUAUUUUCCCUCUCUCUCCACGCUUCCAUCCUCCGUCUCAUACAUCCGUCUUUUCGCACUAGGACACUCCGCUAACACGCGCCGUCGUAAGACCCCGUCGAAGCCGAUCCUAUCCCUCGGCGAUAUCAUCUUUGCGGUUUCGAUUUCUUCCAAGCGAGACUCUAGCGUUGUAGCCGCUGCAUCGAGAACCGCGGAUGAAAUGGUGGUGGAUCCCCCUGGCGUGUUUCGUUUUAGUGUUGGCUGCGAUGGUUGUAUUGCAGAAAAGAGUGAGGGCUUGGAGGAGGUGGUGAAGGUGACGUGGAAUGUUGUGGUGAAAGGGUGGAGAGGGGUUUUUACUUUGAUGGAUUGUGAGGGGAAGGUGGGGUUUAUGCGUGGGGGAGAAGGGUGGUUUUCGCAGGAGCUUCCAGGACCAAGGUGUUGUUGGAAGGUAGUGGCGAGUUCGGUGGUGGCGGAUAUGAAGGUGGGGAUGUGUGGUGGUGAGGAAAGUGAUGGUGGGAAAGUAAGAGUGGAGAAGGUAAGUAUUGGGAUUUUGAGUGUUGUGGAGUGGAGGUACGUUGGUAUUGAAGAUGGUCUUAGAUACUUGCAACAUUUUCUUCUAUAACAGUACUACUAGUACUUAUAUAACGCAAUGUGAUGAUUUUGUAAUUAUUGCAAUGCCAUAUAUUAAUGCAAUAGUUUAGUGAGUCUACAAAGUUUAAAAAGUUUUAGUAGAUUAAAUCCUUAAUACAAUGCAAUAUACAUCAUCAUCUAUACGAAUUUACAUUCCAAAAAAUAUUUGGGGGACACGUAAAAAUGUAUACAUAAAUAUAAGAUGAACUGUUGGUUUAAGCUUA
Cicer arietinum (chickpea) is the source of this 1031-nucleotide messenger RNA. RefSeq names its product probable F-box protein At5g04010. Gene Ontology annotation, cellular component: cytoplasm; SCF ubiquitin ligase complex. The record is from RefSeq and is a predicted model, not a curated record. Gene Ontology annotation, molecular function: protein binding. Lineage: Eukaryota; Viridiplantae; Streptophyta; Magnoliopsida; Fabales; Fabaceae. Gene Ontology annotation, biological process: SCF-dependent proteasomal ubiquitin-dependent protein catabolic process; gibberellic acid mediated signaling pathway.